This is a messenger RNA of Cetraspora pellucida, 1019 nucleotides long. NCBI's taxonomy places the organism in Eukaryota, Fungi, Glomeromycota, Glomeromycetes, Diversisporales, Gigasporaceae. The record is from the annotation of a GenBank genome assembly.
AUUUUGCUAAAUGGUUUCAUGCAUUUGCAAACGAAAUUAUUUCAGUAAUAGUCACCAGUGAACGUACAUAUUCAAUUGCCUCCUACUAUAACACGCAAAGUGCUGUCAAGCAUGAAUAUUCUGAUGCAUUGGUCGAAGAUGGGAAUAAAUUUGUUAAUGCAUUAGUAGACAACAUUCAAGCUCUCACGUUCUUCAUGUUGUUUGGCAAAUUCUUAAGGCAUUACGUUCCAAUAAUUAGAGAUAUGGCAAAUUUUUACUUAAAAAACCGUGAUUAUUUACAUGAAAGAUUGGAUCGCAUAAUUAAAACAAGAAGAGAAAAGAUUGAAGAAAUGCCAGUGGAUACAGAAAUGGGUUCCGAUAUGCUGACUUCCUUAAUCACUUUAAACACCGAAAAGAAUACUGAUACUGCUAAAAUAAAAAUAGUGGACGGUGAGACGUUUGAACCUAUGCCCGACGAAGAGAUUCGAAGUAAUUUGUUAGAGGCAUUUGGGGCUGGAUCAGAUAGUGUAAAAAUUGAUUCUAUGUUCUCUAAAUCUUCUAAUCUAUCUUAUCUAACAAGCGAUGAUCUCUUAAAGUUAAAAUAUUGUGAGGCCAUAAUUAAAGAAGCUCUUCGUAUGAUUCCCGUAGUAAAUAUGGUAACUCGUCACAUGACUGAAGAGUGCGAAAUUGCAGGAUAUAAAUGGGCUGCUGGUACACUUUUUCACAUAAAUAUUUCGGGGAUACAUAGCCAUCCUGAAGUUUGGCCUAAUCCUGAAGUUUUCGAUCCAGAUAGAUUUUAUAACGUCGAUCAAGAUGACAAAAGAUUAAAAAACAACUAUUCCUUGAUAACUUUUGGUGGUGGUUUACGAAUCUGCCCUGGAAGGAAACUGGCGAUGAGUCAGCUACUUUUUUUGAUGGCAUCAGUUUACAGGUAUUAUAACGUUGAGUUGGUGAAUAUGCAUGAGCCAUUAAAAAUUGAUUCUUUAACGUCUAACAAUGUUCCAGAGUUGAAAGUUAAAAUUAGUCCUCGAGUUAAUUAA